Peromyscus maniculatus bairdii (prairie deer mouse) is the source of this 936-nucleotide messenger RNA. RefSeq names its product olfactory receptor 8G50-like. Gene Ontology annotation, molecular function: olfactory receptor activity; G protein-coupled receptor activity. NCBI's taxonomy places the organism in Eukaryota, Metazoa, Chordata, Mammalia, Rodentia, Cricetidae. Gene Ontology annotation, cellular component: membrane. The record is from RefSeq and is a predicted model, not a curated record. Gene Ontology annotation, biological process: G protein-coupled receptor signaling pathway.
AUGGCAGAAGGAAAUUAUUCCAUUGUGAAAGAGUUCACCCUCGCUGGAUUAACAGAGAAUCUGGGACUCCAGCUGCCCCUGUUCUUCCUCUUCUUAGGAAUCUACAUAGUCACAGUCCUAGGGAACCUGGGCAUGGUUGUGCUAAUCCUGUUCAGUCCUCACCUGCACACCCCCAUGUAUUUCUUCCUCAGUCAUCUGUCUUUUGUUGACCUCUGCCAGUCUAGUGUCAUCACACCUAAAAUGUUGGAGAACUUUGUAAUGAAGAAGAGUGUUAUCUCUUAUGCAGGAUGCAUGGCUCAGUUUUACCUCUUCGGUCUUUUUGCUGUUUCAGAAUGUCACAUGCUGGCUGCCAUGGCAUAUGAUCGCUAUGUGGCCAUUUGUAACCCCUUGCUGUAUAACGUUACCAUGUCCUAUAAGGUGUGUUCCUGGAUAGUAGUUGGGGUGUAUAGUGUAGGCUUAGUUUGUGCUACAGGUGAAACAGUCUUCCUGCUUAGACUGUUUUUUUGCAAAGAUAAUUAUAUAAACCACUACUUCUGUGAUCUUUUACCACUACUGGAACAAUCUUGCUCCAGUACGUUUAUCAGUGAAAUACUAGGACUGUCUUUUAGUUCAUUUAACAUUAUUUUCCCAGCUCUGACCAUUCUCAGCUCCUACUUCUUCAUCAUUUCCAGAAUCCUAGGCAUUCCUUCUACUGAGGGCAGGUCCAAAGCCUUCAGCACUUGCAGUUCCCACAUCCUGGCUGUUGUUCUCUUCUUUGGUUCUUUAGCAUUCAUGUACCUUCAGCCAUCAUCAGUUAGCUCCAUGGACCAAGGGAAAGUGUCAUCUGUAUUUUAUACCAUUAUUAUACCCAUGCUGAACCCCCUGAUCUACAGUCUAAGGAAUAAGGAUGUCAAAGUUGCCCUGUGCAAGUUUAUAGAAAGAAGACAAUUCCUGUGA